This is a messenger RNA of Funneliformis geosporum, 153 nucleotides long. NCBI's taxonomy places the organism in Eukaryota, Fungi, Glomeromycota, Glomeromycetes, Glomerales, Glomeraceae. The record is from the annotation of a GenBank genome assembly.
AAAAUUCCAAAACUAUCUUCUUUAGCAUUACCUCAAAUAAAUAUAAAUGAGAAUCCUCAAGAAGAAUUUUCUUCAAUAUCAUCUAAUUUAAAUAUCAAUUAUAAUUCACAGGAUGAUACUCAACUUGAUAUAUUUGAUGAUAGGAAUAAAAUU